GUUAAAACAUUUUUAACUCGUUUUACUUAAACAAAAUGAAUAUUGAAAAUCGUUAUCAAGUGACGGCUUCCCUGUUCAUGUUAAAAGAAAUAAAGCGCAGACAAGAACACGUAGAUCGGGGCUAUGAGCUUUUGAAAAGAAAAGCUGAGGGUCUACGAAUUAAAGGUAGACAAGUGGCCUCGGAACUUAUCGCAACUCAUGGGCUGUUGAGCCAUAAAAUGAAAGAAGCUUACAUGUCACUAGCGGCUAUUAAGUUUACAAACGGAGAAUCGAAUGCAUUGGUGCUUGAGAAUGUCGAGCAGGCUCAAAUACGUGUUCAGCGAAUCACUGAGAAUGUCUCGGGUGUUACGACGACGUACUUAGAAGCCGUCGAAGAGACAGGUGUGACUAAUGCUCUUCAAUACGCUGGCUUGGGCGCUGGUGGUCACCGCACCAGUGAGGCAAAGAAAUCAUUCAGAGAGGCCGUGCAUCUUGUAUUGAAGCUGGCAUCUUUGAGAAAGACCUGCGUGCUACUGGACGAAGCUAUUAGGAUCGCCUGGAGGAAAGUCAAUGGAAUAGAAAAGGUCAUUAUGCCUAAAUUGCGUAACACAGAACACUAUAUACUAGUCGAGAUAGACGAAUGCGAGAGGGAAGAAUUUCAUCGACUCAAGAUGGUAAAAGCUAAAAAGUUAAAAAACAAAGCAAUGGCUGUACAUAAACCAAUUAAUCGACAAGGCGGUGAUCACAGUGUAUUGGAUAGCAAGCCUUUGGUCCUGUCUUAUGAAAAGUCUUCGGAUGUUCUAAUGAGCGUUUUACAUCCGUGUCAGUCGUUGACCUCUUCGAGUGUAUCUUUUGGAGACUGCAAGCCAAUUUGCUACCCUCAUAAUUGGGAUGACGAUGAUUUAUUAUUUUAGACAUCAUAUCCACAUAUUACAAUGAAACAUCGUAGUGCACAAUAGU
This is a messenger RNA of Bombyx mori (domestic silkworm), 939 nucleotides long. Its product is annotated as vacuolar ATP synthase subunit D. Gene Ontology annotation, cellular component: proton-transporting V-type ATPase complex; vacuolar membrane. The record is from RefSeq and is marked provisional. Gene Ontology annotation, molecular function: proton-transporting ATPase activity, rotational mechanism. Lineage: Eukaryota; Metazoa; Arthropoda; Insecta; Lepidoptera; Bombycidae.